GGGGGACGAGCAAGCCCAAGCCCAAGCCCAGGCACCUGCAGGCAUCAACAUCGCCAAGCCAGUGAAGGAGAGCAGUGGGCUUAGCGCUGCUCCGUGCUCUGCUCGGCUCUGCUCUCGUCUCGCAGUCCCGGCGCGUCGGCUAUGGUGAUGCACCGCCCUCCGUCUUAUUGUCUCGGUCGCGGGCUCAUCCUCGCACUCCGACUCUCCCCCGGGAGGAAUAGCAGCGACCGCCCUGCAGCGUAAAGCUCCAGCAGAACCAGAUUCAGCGAGCUUUGGACAGGAUAAGUCUCGGUAGAUAGGCAGGACCCGAAUGCACAGAUAGCGAGCGAUCGCUCGCGAGACGACGACGAGGUUGAGGUCGAGGACGAGGCGAAGCGCAGGAAGAGACAGCAGAUGUGGAGAGGAAAAGCAGAAUGAGGGAGCGCGCAUCAGCCGCGGCGGUUCCCCAGGCGAUGAGAUGAGCGUAGUCGCAAGUGAAAGCAGGGGAGCCAAGUCGAGGCGCAAGAUUGACUCGUGUAUUGCUCCUGUCACAGGUUGCACGCAAGGCGAAUGCGAGCGGACACUAUGGGGAGUAGGCCGUGAGAUAGCUGUAGCAGGAUUAUGGAGGUUAUCACCAGGUCCAAGCAUCAGACUUUGAUGCGGCGAGCGGGAGGAGGCGGAGAAGAUCUGAUCCACAAUUUCAUUUGCCUUUACGGUGUUCUAACCCUCGGAGCCGAACAGCAGCAGCGAAUGAGGGGCUGGCAGACAGGCUUGGAUCCGUAGAAUCGGCAGCUACCGAGCUGGCUCAACGACCCAGGACGAAGAAGGAAGCGAGCGGUCGAGGAGCGCAUAGGCUACAGGAAUUCGCCGAGUUCCUGCUUCAGUCCUCCACCAAGAAGGACGAUCCCCGAGUCAGUAGGAGGAGAAUUGGGAGAUUCCGGUGCCGGAAGUGAAGGCGGUGCAUUAGGAUUGCGCACGGUGGACAUGGUCUUCGCGAGGAACAUGUGUACGAUGAAACCACUCCUGCGUUUGCUGGACGGGAGUUAGCCACCGUGUGACCGAGUAGAUUAGAUACGCUUUAGAUUACCAUUAGUCAGAUUGCAAGCCACCCCGGUCCGAGGAAAGGUGUGUGCGGACAGAUUACAUGAGCUUGCUGCACCCCAAUGCGGGAAUGAUAGAAGCGGAGGAUCAGAUUAGACUUGGGAGGAGUUUAGAGAGCAGCGAGUUGGAGUAAAUAGGUGAGGACACUCAUGACACACCGGCUAUGGUCACAGGUUGCGACGACGGAUCACAUUCUGUGUAUGAUCGAGGUGGAAUCCGCGAGCAAACGGAGUUAUGGUAGUAAAUAUGCAGGUAUUUAGGUACAGCAGCUUCUGGUGUGGAACCACUUUCUCUUAUCAUCACGGCACGCAUCCACGAGUCUUUCAUCCUACUCAUCUUGUCAACCAUAGUACAAUUUCGACGAGCUUAGCAACGAAUUGGGAUAACUUGUGACAAGUUUCACCUCUCAAAAUGGCCGCUCGCACUAUCGUCUGGUUCAGACGUGAUCUUCGAGUUGAGGAUAAUCCAGCACUCGUCGCGGCUGCGAGGGCUGGUAUCGUCAUUCCUGUUUUCAUAUGGUCUCCCGAGGAGGACGGGCAGUUUCACCCCGGUCGCGUGUCGCGGUGGUGGCUCAAGCAGAGUUUGAUUCACCUGGACGCGUCUCUCAAGAGCUUGGGUUCUCCUCUGAUCAUGAGGAAGUCCCCCGAUACACUCACAGUUCUUCUAGAUAUCGUGCAACAAGUUGGAGCUACGCAAGUGUUUUACAAUCAUUUAUACGAUCCUGUAUCCCUUGUUCGAGAUCAUCGCGUGAAGCAAGGGUUGUCUAUACACAAUAUACCGGUACACACAUUCAACGGGGAUCUACUGUACGAACCGUGGGAAGUCUACGAUGACGAGGGACAGGCAUUUACCACGUUCGACGAUUUCUGGGAUAAGUGCAUGAAUAUGCCUUUUGAGCCUGAAGCUCCUCUUCUUUCCCCGAGACGAUUAGUCGGGCUCCCACCAGGAAGAAUCAGUGCUGGAAGGAUCGACGAUCUUGGUCUUGAGAAUGAAUAUGAAAGAAGUAGUAACGCUCUGCUCGGUCGGGCAUGGGCACCUGGAUGGAGUAGUGCUAACAAAGCGUUGGAGGUGUUCAUGAAAGGUCCCCUCCAUGAUUACGCGACACACAGAAUAAAAGCUGACAAUGCCAACACUUCUCAGCUGUCUCCGCACUUGCAUUUUGGGGAAGUGAGUGUGCGAAAGAUAUUUCAUGAGGCUCGCACGAAACAAAUUCUCUGGGCAAGGGAGAAUAGUUAUGUGGGCGAACAAAGUGUUGGGAUGUUUCUCAGGGCCAUCGGUUUUCGUGAAUACUCAAGGUAUUUGAGUUUCAAUUUUCCUUUCACCCAUGAAAGAUCUCUUUUAGCGAACCUGAAGUCUUUUCCAUGGAGAAUAGACGAAAAUUCUUUCAAAUCUUGGAGGCAAGGCCGCACUGGAUACCCUCUAGUAGACGCUGGCAUGCGUGAGCUCUGGGCCACCGGUUGGCUGCACAACAGGAUCCGCGUUGUCGUUUCCAGUUUCUGUGUCAAGUUUUUACAGCUUCCUUGGAGGUGGGGAAUGAAGUACUUUUGGGACACUCUAUUGGACGCCGAUCUCGAAUGCGACGUUCUCGGCUGGCAGUACAUAUCGGGCAGUUUGCCAGAUGGACACGAGCUGGACCGAAUGGAGAAUCCUCAGAUCGAAGGGUACAAGUUCGAUCCAGAAGGGGAAUAUGUCCGACGUUGGUUACCUGAGCUCUCCAGGCUUCCGACAGAGUGGAUUCAUCAUCCUUGGGACGCACCUGCAAACGUUCUGCGUGCCGCUGGAGUCGAGCUAGGAUCUAAUUACCCGCGGCCUAUUGUAGAUAUAUCUUCAGCUCGAGACCAGUUACAGCAGUCACUGGCAGAAAUGUGGGAACGCGAGGCAGCUUCCAAAGCCGCAUUAGCAAACGGGUCGGAAGAAGGAUUGGGUGAAACUGUGGAAACUCCGGGGUCGUGUGGGCCCGGUGUGAAAAUGGAUGUACAUAGGGUGGUUAUCAGAAGUAGUAGAGCGGCUUGCUCAACAGCGAGCUCACGAAGGGAUCAGCUGGUCCCAUGCAUGCCAACGGAAGAUCAUAAGUUGGCCGCUGCCUCAAUCAUGAACUGGAACCAGUCACCGGUAGACGAAGAGGAUGAGCCUGUACAGCCAGCUUUUGUACCUUCUCAGACCGGUGGACUCCUAGAUCGCCCGUCUGAAGUGCGGGCAGAGGUCAUCGCGCAUCCACCGUCCGACAGUUCCAUGGCCGAAGCAGUACAUGUAGAUAACGAACUAAAUUCCACCGCGGAGUCUUCAGCAGCUGUCGGAAGGCGAUCGGAAGAGAGCAGGGGUGAAGUGCCAGUGUGGCCACACUCGUCCUCUUCUCGACCCCAAAGACCGCACCUGGAGGGGUUGGUUCCCGUCGUUCCAGAAGUGCGUCGUGCCACCUUGAACAGAAGACAUUUGCACUCCAUGCAAAUGGUGAACCUGGAGGCCAGGACUUCACACAAGACAAGUUCACUGUCGGCUUAGAUUGGUCAAGGUGGAGCUCGAAAGUGGGUGAAUCUCUGCAGCAACUACAUGACAGUACGACUUGUUUGCUUUUGGGGGUGCUCACUUGCACGAUUGUCACCUGCUUAUGGGGCCCCCUGUUGUUGUGCUUGAGUUAGCAGGCAGAUGACGUGGAUCUCCCAGCCGCGAAGCGCUUUAAGAUCAAAUCAUCCAAGCGUGAACCCAGAAUACAUCGAUGACAUUUUCUGGGAAAAGCCAGAGGAGAGGAUCCUUCUGUGUUCCUCUUUUCUGGUACUCGUCUUCUGUUCGCGCCGACUCCAAAGGUCACUACACCUCAGGACCCUAGACGAAGCUAAUUUGGCGAUUGAGGGUGGUGUUUAGAUCCGGACGGUCUGGACAUCAGCACUCCAAGAGAUCCCGGAAGUCAUCAGCCAGCCAGCCGCAGCUUGUCUUAUCUAUCCGUCACUGAGGACGGAAGACCUCAUAUGAGCCCUCGCUCCUUUGACAGCAGUCAUCUCUGUAGGUGCCGUGGCCGUGAGGAUCCUCAGCUUUCAUUCAACUCAGGGCAGCUGGUCCGAGCGAGCGAAAGAUUGCAGAAGUGCCUUACAGGAAGAGCGAGCCUGCCUCUACUUCUGAAUCGGAGGUUGUAAAAGGCAGAGGAAGGAAGAGCCUCCACUUCUGACUCGGAGGUUGUAAAAUGACAUGCUGUCAUUAGUUCUCUGUUGAGUAUGUAGAUAGUGGUUUUAAUGCGGCUUAUCAAGCUACAGAGAGGUACUAUCAAAAGCGGGUCUUGCUUUGGUGAGGCUGUUGCAUUGAGUUGAGUUGCAGGCCGGGUGUGAGGGCACAGUUGUGUGCGUGCUUGAUCCAUGGACUGGAAUUUGAAGUAGGAAUUAAUGAUUAUAUACAUAUGACUGUUGCGUCAUGUCAACGAGAAGUCAAACAUUUUUGAAGUUUAUAAUAAUAAAUUGGCGUGUGAAGUUUCGUAAU
This is a messenger RNA of Marchantia polymorpha subsp. ruderalis, 4548 nucleotides long. The record is from the annotation of a GenBank genome assembly. NCBI's taxonomy places the organism in Eukaryota, Viridiplantae, Streptophyta, Marchantiopsida, Marchantiales, Marchantiaceae.